AAAGUUCCCAGCCAGCAGAACGGGGCAGCGGCGAAGACGCGGCCGGUGUCAGUCGCCAACCCCUACGGUUCCAUCUACCGCUCGGCGGACGGCUCCGCACAGGUGGUGGAAGAGGAGGGCACCGGGCGGUGCCCGUUGGCGUGCUGUCGGCGCGGCGGAUGCUGUUCCUGCUUCCGACACUGCCUCAUCUCCUGAGCGGCUGGGCGCUGCCUCCCGUCGGAACCCGAUCCCCGGCUUCGGCCGGAAGAGGUCCAGGCUACAGAUGUUCUGCAGGAAGGAUCUAGCUGAAGCUACCCAGCAUAAGGAUACACAUCACACCACAGACGGGGAUUUAUCAGGCUGUAUUCCAACUCACCAUAAGAAUACCGAAUGCAUUAUCUGCUACUCUAUCUAUAACCUAACUGAUAGGUUGCCUCGGAAGCUUUAUUGUGGGCAUACCUUCUGCCAGACCUGCCUGCAGAGACUAGACACCAUGUUAAAUGGGCAGAAAUGGAUCCCAUGCCCUCAGUGCCGUCAGAAUACCCCGUGCCCUCGUGGUGGUGUCAUCAUGCUUGAACUAGACUUGGGCAUCUUUUUGGCUCUUAAAGCAGAAACAGAUUCAGUAAAAACAGCAUUGAGACCGGAAAUGGAUUUACAACAUAAAUCCAAAGGGCAGCUUGGCUCACAGAUUAUCACUGAGCAGCCUGCAGCUCUAUGUCAAGACACCCCACAAGAACCUCAUUUUUCCAGAAGUCCUUGCUGUACUUGGUGUGCUGGGUGCUGCUGUGGCUAAUGUGUUUGUUCGUGAGAAUAAUUGACAACGUGAAUGGGGAAUCCAUCAUAACUUCAGAUGGUCACCACAAUGCAUCGCUGAAAGCUACACAUCACACUGUACCUUAUCUGGCAUCAAUACAAAUGGAUAUCCAGAAGCAUUAUAAAUGGACAGUGUGCCACAAAGGGGACUCCAUGUACUAGAUUGUGUGUUAUAAGGGAAGUUGGGUGAGCUUAACAGCGUGUUACACUGGCACCUGUCAUUAUUGCUAAGUAAUGGACAGUAUAACAAUAUUGAAUUGCACUGCUUUUUGAAAAUAUAGUAAAAAAAUAAACAUUUAACUAAUGUAAACUAAUGCAAAUUUCAUUAUACUUUUGAACAUGAUGAGUAUUUUUCUCAAUGUGUGAUUCUCUCUGGGAGUGUCAAUUGGAGGGAGAAUUUCUACUUUGGGAGUAUCAAUUGUACUUGGAUUCCUCCACCGGAAACAUGACUUGGAGUGUGGUUCUGUACAGAGUACACUUCACCUUUAGAAAUUUCAUGAGUAAGGCACAUGAAUAUGUGAAAGAGUAUGCCCCAGUAAUAACAAAGAUGAUCACGAUGUGAGUGUCACUGUCAGUAAGAAUGGUGCCAUAGCAGUCAAAUGAUUAGUGGUGUUCGAAUGGUGGAAUUUGAGACCCUAAUGAAGAUAUGAUUGGGAAGCCACUGCAAUAAAGAGGUGAUAGGUUCAAUAUAUUAGUAUCAAGAUAGGAACAGUGGCAGGGACUGUUAUAGUACUGAAAGAAAGCAGUGAUGGAUUGGUUGAGGGGAAGAAUCUGAUUUGGUAUGCCAACAUGCUAGAUGCCUGAUUCAAGCUUUAGACUCUGCAGGAUCAAAAGCCUUCAGGUAUUUGUGGGAGCUUCAAGGGUUUGGGAUCAAGUUCCCAAAAAUCUUGACUCAAGUAAAUCUUGAUGUUGGAUGGGUAGUUGAAAAUGAUGGUAACAGCCGUGGGGUUGGUGGUUAACUUCAAACACAGAUGAUGAGGUGGCUCUACAACUUUUAACCAUUAGAGUUGUACAGUUCAGAAAUUGGAUGGUGUGCACAUCCAGCAUACCAACAGGGGUCCAGAGAGAGGUCAGAAACCUGCAAAGUGGGAGUCAGCUAUACAAUCUGAGCCUGUGUGGAACGGGCUUGGUGUUGUGCGAUGGACAAUUUGUGCAAAAUUGCAGGUUAGAGUGGAUCUCAGAUGCAAAAUAGUUAAAUGAUCGCACAGAAUUUUCAGUCCUCCCAGCACCAGAAGAAGAUGCUCUGACAUCUCCAUAGUUUUAUAUUUCUCCGGAUAGGACUGUAUGUUUGCUUUAUCACAUUUAUAUUCACUACUUUUACUAAACCAAUUUUCUCCAUUGACAUAUUCUUCAUAAUUUAAAACUUUUUAAUCUUAAUUUUCUUUGACAAUCUGAUAAA
Molecule: messenger RNA, 2191 nt
Organism: Hypanus sabinus (Atlantic stingray)
Lineage: Eukaryota; Metazoa; Chordata; Chondrichthyes; Myliobatiformes; Dasyatidae
Product: RING finger protein 224-like
Exons: 2
Coding region: 263-772 (169 amino acids)
Source: RefSeq, a predicted model, not a curated record